UUUUGAGAAGAGGGAAAACAUCAGAGCUACCAAUCGCAAAGCUGUGUUAAAAAUCUCAAGUUUCGUCCAUUCUUCAGUCUCUACCUGGUAAAAAGUUUGAAACUCCGUUCCACACUUUUCUUAUUUCUUUUCUUUUACUUCUUGUUUCAAUUUCUGGUGACUCUGUGUUUAUAAAAUGGCCGCUUACCAUCACGAUGCAUUUUAAUCGGUUUGUGUAGUUAGCGAAUUUUCUAUUUUAACCUAAAUUUGCAAGUUCCUCAAGCGGAAGAAUGAUUUCGAUUUUUUUGAGCUUUGUAUUUAAAGAAAAUUGUUCAUGCUUCAGAUGAUAUUGACGAACUACGUUCCUGUGUGGAUAAUCGAGGAAUUUUUUUUUGUCUCAUUUUGCUUUCUGGUUUUUGUUUCUACAGAAAUUUGGUUGCUACUAGGCAUACAAUGGUGGACGGCAAGGCUGUCAAGGAUCCUGUAAAGACUAAUCCUGCAAUGACGAGAGCACGUGCUCAGCAGCAACAAGUGGGAGAGGAUGACGAAUUGGAUCCCACGCAAUACUUUGAAAAUAGGCUGAAAGCACUUGCAGCUCAAAAGGAAGCUGGCAAAAAUCCUUAUCCUCACAAGUUUCAAACCUCAAUGACUAUUCCUGAAUACAUAAACAAGUAUAUGGGAUUGGAAAGUGGAGCACAUCUUGAAGAUGUUGAUGUGUCUUUGACUGGUCGAAUUAUGACCAAACGAGCAUCUGGGAAAAAGUUAUUCUUCUAUGAUCUACAUGGUGGUGGUGCCAAAGUUCAAGUUAUGACUGAUGCAAGCAAAUCAGAUUUAGAGCUGGAAGAGUUUACCGCCUUUCACUCUAGUGUUAAACGUGGAGAUAUUAUUGGUAUUGUUGGAUUUCCAGGUAAAAGUAAAAGGGGAGAACUAAGUAUUUUCCCGAAACAGUUCAUAGUUUUGUCUCACUGUCUACAUAUGAUGCCACGACAAAAGGCAGCUCCAGGUGCAGACAAUUCAAAGAACACUGAAAUAUGGGCUCCAGGAUCUGGAAGGAAUCUAGACUCAUAUAUUUUGAAGGAUCAGGAAACUCGAUAUAGACAGCGCUAUUUGGAUCUCAUGUUGAAUUCAGAAGUUCGUGAAAUCUUCAAGACCAGAUCUAAAAUUAUCACAUAUGUUCGGAGGUUUUUGGAUAAUCUUGAUUUCUUGGAGGUUGAAACACCCAUGAUGAACAUGAUUGCUGGGGGAGCAGCAGCACGUCCUUUUGUGACACAUCAUAAUGAACUGAAUAUGAGGCUCUAUAUGCGCAUUGCACCUGAACUUUACCUUAAGCAGCUUGUUGUUGGUGGACUGGAUCGUGUUUAUGAGAUUGGAAAACAGUUCAGGAAUGAAGGAAUAGACUUAACUCACAACCCUGAGUUUACUACUUGUGAAUUUUAUAUGGCGUAUGCUGAUUAUGAUGAUUUGAUGGAGCUUACGGAAAAAAUGCUGAGCGGGAUGGUCAAAGAGCUUACUGGUGAUUAUAAAGUAAUGUAUCACGCAAAUGGCCAGGGGAAUGAUCCGAUCGAGAUUGAUUUUACACCACCUUUCAGAAGGAUUGAUAUGAUUUCUGAGCUGGAGAAGAUGGCGAAUUUGAACAUACCCAAAGAUCUCUCUAGUGAUGAAGCUAACAAAUAUCUGGUAGAUGCAUGUGCAAAGUUUGGCAUCAAAUGCCCCCCUCCGCAAACAACAGCUAGAUUGUUGGAUAAGCUUGUGGGGCACUUUCUUGAGGAGAGCUGUGUGAACCCCGCUUUCAUAAUCAACCAUCCAGAGAUAAUGAGCCCACUGGCAAAAUGGCACAGGGCAAUCCCGGGGCUUACUGAACGAUUUGAGUUAUUUAUCAACAAACAUGAGCUUUGUAAUGCAUAUACUGAAUUGAAUGACCCUGUUGUGCAACGUCAGCGGUUCGCUGACCAACUGAAGGAUCGACAAUCUGGUGAUGACGAGGCUAUGGCUUUGGAUGAGACAUUUUGCACCGCCCUUGAGUAUGGUUUACCCCCAACUGGUGGCUGGGGUCUAGGAAUCGAUCGGUUUGCUAUGCUUUUGACCGAUUCUCAGAACAUCAAGGAAGUGCUAUUGUUUCCGGCUAUGAAGCCGCAAGACGAAGCAUCUGCAAAGAAACUUGCUGAAUCAUCUAACCAAGGUCCGGAGUCCAGCAACUGCAAUGCUGGCGGUUCGUAG
Molecule: messenger RNA, 2196 nt
Organism: Oldenlandia corymbosa var. corymbosa
Lineage: Eukaryota; Viridiplantae; Streptophyta; Magnoliopsida; Gentianales; Rubiaceae
Source: the annotation of a GenBank genome assembly